AUGUCGUGCAAAGGACGAGGAAAAGAUCGCGUCAAAAAGACAAUUAUACUGGACGCAGAAUCCUCCCGCGCCCCGUAUUAUGGUAAAACACAGAAGGCGAGGGAGGGCCUGUCCCCCCAAUCGACACAUGAGGCAAAGUACAAAGAUAAAGCCAGACCUCACAAAAGAAGAAAGAGAGAUCUAGAACACGAUAUCCGAUCGGGGGACCUUUUUGAUAAACCGAUCACCGAUGUGGAUUCCGAGUUAGCGAGAUUAACAGAGGGAAUGUUUGUUAUGAUAAAUGGAACAGAAUACCAGUCCAAUGUGGAUAUGUCCCUCUCUAAGGAUCAUCAGGGGGAGGAGUUGGACUCUCACCGAUACUCCCACCACCAGAAGGUCAUCCGGGGACUGGAGUCCGAAUACGCUAAUGAGACAGAUAAGAGGAGACGAAAGCGGAACUUUAUACUUCCUCAGCAGUACUUCUGGACGAACGGAAUUGUUCCGUAUUACAUCGACCCCAGCCAAGGUACCUGGUUUCGGGAUAUGGUCCUCAACGGAAUGAACCAAGUUAUGGCCUUGACCUGUAUUAAGUUUACCCCCCGGGGGUCAAGUCUGGCUAACACCGUGGGUCACUCCAACUACCUGUAUAUAUUCUCCUCUUCGGGCUGCUGGUCGUACGUGGGGAUGAUAGGGUGGGGCCAACAACAACUCAGUCUCCAGAACUCAGGCUGUGUGACAAUACCAAUUAUCAUCCACGAAUUAAUGCACGCUAUAGGAAUGGAACACGAGCAGUCCCGAACGGACAGAGACGAUUACGUCAUAAUGAACUGGGCCAACAUCCGCGGCGGCACUGGUAACCGAAACAUGUACAAAAUCCCGACCCGGGACAACACGCCGUACGACCUGGCGUCCGUGCUACAGUACAGACUCAAUGCGUUUGCAGUCGACUCUCGCUAUCCUACAAUUACAGUCAAGGAUAGUCGGUUAUCGUUCUUAGCAGACACAGCAGUAGGACUGAUGUUCUAUGACACCAAAGACGUAACAAUAAAUUACCAAUGUACUCAACAAUGUGUAAAUCCGCCCACCUGUUUAAACGGGGGAUUCCUCCUCCACACGUGUCAAUGUUACUGCCCGGCUGACUUGUACGGAACUUCAUGUGAAAUUGUGUCCACUCACUCAGAGUGUGGGGGGAUUAUUGAGCUGGCCUCGGGGGAGGAGCGGACCAUCACGACACCAGGCUGGCCAAACUCAUACAACCUGGGGAGGAGGUGCAUCUGGGUAGUCAAGGGUCCACCAGAAAACCAUAUAAAGUUGUCUAUAGAUUCUUUGGCGCUGAAUUACAUCAACACCUACUGCUACCACUGGUUGGAGGUUCGAUAUAACCUGGCAGGACAGAGGGGUCCGAGAUUAUGUGGAUACAGAAACAAUGAAGCUUACGUGACGACAGACGACGAAAUCAAAAGUCAGAUGAUCAUUAAGUUUGACAGUCUGACGACCAACCGGGCGGCAUUAGCGGGGUUCUCCAUCCGAGUACAAAGUCUCAACUCAGGUUGUCUCAAUACUCACUGUAUGUUUGGAACCUGUCGUAGCUCGGAUGGAGUCUGCGUUUGUAAUACCGGGUUCUCUGGAACCAGGUGUGACCAGAUAGCCGACACUUCCAGCCUGACGGCAACUUUUGAGACCGGGGCUGGAUUACCCUUCCUACAAAACGAGGGGAACGCAUACGAUUGGAGCCUCAGAUCGGGACCUACACCCACGGAUAACACUGGUCCACCGGGGGCACAAGAGGGGUCAACUUAUAUCUACCUAGAAACGUCUUCUCCACGCGUGCCGGGUGACAUUGCUACGCUGACGUCAUCAGCCGUCACAUUUUCAUUGGCCAUCUCCCGAUGUUUGAAGUUUUAUUAUUCUAUGUACGGAGCUAAUAUGGGGACAUUAAACGUUUAUUAUCAGAGCGGAACUGGGGCCCGAACCUUGGCCUGGUCACGCUCUGGUGAUCAAGGAAACCAAUGGAAUUAUGCGGAGGUGGAAAUUCCCAAUGUCUCCAAUGUUAGGGUGUCCUUUGAUGGGGUACGAGGCAGCGGGCAUCUCAGUGACAUUGCUUUGGAUAACGUUCAGUUGCUUAGUGCUACAUGUGACCUGGUUUAUGGUUUUACUGAUAGUAGUACGACCACGCCCAAUGAAAUUUUAAACCACGACCACGCCCACAACCACGACCACGCCCACCACUACGACCACGCCCACAACCACGACCACGCCCACAACCACGACCACGCCCACCACUACGACCACACCCACAACUACGACCACGCCCACAACCACGACCACGCCCACCACUACGACCAUGCCAACAUCAACAACCACACCCACAACCACGAACACGCCCACCACUACGACCAUGCCAACAUCAACAACCACGCCCACUACUACGACCACGCCUACCACCACGACAACGCCCACAAUGACAACCACGCCCACAUCAACAACCACACAACAACAACGCCAACAUCAACAACCACGCCCACGACUACGACCACGCCCACUACUACGACCACGCCCACCAGUACUUCAACAUCCACAGCAACAACUUCUCCAACACCUACUGCUGCUUCGUGUAGCUUUGAGGACGGAGCCAGUUGUACAUUACGUAAUCUGAUCCCUCCCCCCAUUGGUCUACAGGCGCCGGAUCUGUUCAGGGACAAUUUUGAUUGGGUGCUCACAGGAACGGGAGCCACCCCCUCCAGAAACACGGGACCGACCUCGGCGUCCGAGGGUACCCGUUAUGCGUAUAUAGAGGCAUCCAACCCCAGGGUCGCUGGAGACAGGGCGGUGCUAAGGACAUCGAGUAACUUCCAAGGCAAUCCCCAGUGCCUAACGUUUGACUACCAUAUGUUUGGGUCUUCCACCGGAAUGGGGGAUUUAAAAAUCUACUCCAGCAAUAUAAACAAUGAAAUCACGUUACUAUGGUCACGUGAAGGUAACCAAGGAAACCAGUGGCUAUCUGCCUCUGUAGACGUACCGACAGCCACGGGACUUGUGAUCUUUUUCGAAGCAACUCGGGGUGGUUCUUACAAGAGUGAUAUCGCCAUUGAUGACGUACGCAUUACCCAGGGUUCCUGCGGCUGUAGCACAAAUCCAUGUAAAAAUGGCGGACAAUGUACACAGACCACCACAGGGUUUACUUGUCAAUGUACUAGCGGGUUCGGUGGGAACACGUGUGACGUCAUAGUCGGGCCAGUGAUGUGUGACUUUAAUACCGGAAAUACCUGUAGCUUCCUAUCUCAGGCCACAAAUGACAGAGAUGACUGGAGAUUUGGGACGCGAACUCCUAGUUACAAGACUGGACCACAAUACCCCGUGGACGGCAUCUUUGCCUAUACCGAGGCUUCCUUCCGGUUCUGGGGAACCACCUACAUACUAACCACUGCCGGGUCACAGCUACAGGAGAGCCCAUGGUGUCUAACAUUCCAGUACAACAUGUACGGAAAUAGAAUGGGGACGUUCGAGGUCAAUGCAGGGUCAAACGGAAGUUUGACGAGGGUUUGGUCACGGUCCGGUAACCAGGGCCGGAGCUGGAAAUCGGCAGCGAUAUCAAUAAGUUCCGCCCCAAAUCUUGUGAUAAACUUGGAGGUAAUCCGAGGUUGGGGAUAUAGAAGUGACGUUGCUAUUGACAACGUGCGACUACAGACAGGAACAUGUCCAUAGUGAUUCAUUGAAACCAGGGAAGGAUUUUGCUGUGAUUAAUUUCAUCAUUUAUAUAUCCUCCUGUUUCUGUUAUUUUAAUGUGAAAUGAACUUACAAAGGCAUUUUGGACUUUAUAGAAAGAACAGCUCUAGUUUAAGGACUGCUAUAAAUGGUUACACAGGUGAUAUUAACAAUGCCACUAAGGGUGACUUCGUAACUUUUUUUAAGUGCCAAUUUGUGACGGUCCAUUUUCGAAUUACUUUAUUGAAAAGGAGUGCGGAAAAUAUAUUUAGUUUCAAGGAAAAUAAUUGGGUGUGCACGCAUACAAUAAUGUUCUGUUUGAAGAGAAAGAUUAAAAAAAACGUCUGUUGAAAGUUUAAAGAUUAAUGGUUGAACCGAAAUGUCCAUUCUUUUGAAGAUUAUAUUGUUUUAUUUGUUUUUUGAAUGGUAUUUUAAUA
This is a messenger RNA of Saccostrea cuccullata (small rock oyster), 4121 nucleotides long. RefSeq names its product MAM and LDL-receptor class A domain-containing protein 1-like. Bases 1 to 3684 code for a protein of 1227 amino acids. The record is from RefSeq and is a predicted model, not a curated record. Gene Ontology annotation, cellular component: membrane. Gene Ontology annotation, biological process: proteolysis. Gene Ontology annotation, molecular function: metalloendopeptidase activity; zinc ion binding. The transcript has 31 exons. Lineage: Eukaryota; Metazoa; Mollusca; Bivalvia; Ostreida; Ostreidae.